AUGCCUCAGACACCACAAGUCUUUUGCAGCGAACCCAUCGAUAACCCUGGGCCAGAAAUAUUCUUCUACGCCGAUGGGGAGGGACCUGUGACCUUCCCAAGAGCCAGCCUGAGUCUCAGCAGCUUCAUGGAGGCCAAGCUUAGCGAUUGUGAAAGAGCCGACUUUCACGACGCUGAUAUUGAGACAGUUGAAUGUAUCGCCGAAUACAUGAAACAUCAAAAAUACGUGUGCCCUGCUGGGCUUACAUCCACGUCCCCAGUCUCAGUAUGUGUCGAAUCUUUCAAGGCAGCUUUGAAUGUCUCCGCCUACGCGGAAUUCUUGGAACUGCCUGAUCUCGUGAGGCAGGCUGGAGCAUACAUCGCCGAAGCUGGAGAUGCUCUUUCUUGCACGCUUGCCCUCAAGUCAAUGAUCGACAGUGGUUGUGCAAUGAAGUUUUCCGAUCUCAUGCCACGAAUCAACAAGGCGACGCAAGAAAUCACCAAUAACCCGCCUCCAAAUCGCUAUGGCCCACUCCUUGAUUCAAUCGGCGUCCCACAGACCUUGGGAGAGCUUUACCUAAAGGCGGUCUUGUUUACAAUGGCGAAUGGCGAGCGCAAACUUCGUGCCUUCGAGGACAUAAUUGAAUGCAUAGCCAACAUCAUGCCUCCCUCAGCCCACAGGGACGUGAUAGCAUAUCAUUUGGGUAUCGACGAGCUCAGAGGAGGGUACGAAGUUUACGAACUUGUCGACUUGGAUGAAGUCCGCAACGACGAUGAUGAUGAUCAAGCGGGCGUUUCUGAGAAUCGUCGUGCUCGGCGGGCCGAGCACCAACGAACUCGACGCCAAAAGGUGAAGCGCGGCAAACAGGCCCGAGCAAGCAAACGUUGA
Molecule: messenger RNA, 867 nt
Organism: Fusarium sp. VM40
Lineage: Eukaryota; Fungi; Ascomycota; Sordariomycetes; Hypocreales; Nectriaceae
Source: the annotation of a GenBank genome assembly